Molecule: messenger RNA, 915 nt
Organism: Glycine soja
Lineage: Eukaryota; Viridiplantae; Streptophyta; Magnoliopsida; Fabales; Fabaceae
Product: heavy metal-associated isoprenylated plant protein 31-like
Exons: 3
Coding region: 318-734 (138 amino acids)
Molecular function (GO): metal ion binding
Source: RefSeq, a predicted model, not a curated record
CUUUUGUUUGUUGCCUCAUCCCACGCGUGAAUAUACUAAUAUACUACUGUUACUUUGCACCCUUUUGGAGGGUUUUCAAGACCCAAUGAGCACCUUUUUCAGCCUAACUGUUUAAAAGAGACCCUUCACGUAGGCUUGUAAACCAAUUAGCAGCAACUUCACUUUGAUCCAAGUUAAAGGCAAAGGCCAAGGCUGAGUGAACACACCACACACCACAACACAACAUUCUCUUCUUUUUCUUAUCAUAGAUAGAAGCUUUGAUUGCUUCAAACAAGAAGGUGUCAUCCUUCCUUGUUUCUGUCUAGGAUAAACAAGCAAUGUCUAAUAUGAUAGAGGUGAGAGUUCCAAAUCUUGAUUGUGAAGGAUGUGCUUCGAAAUUAAAGAAAGCUCUCUUCAAGCUCAAAGGAGUAGAUGAAGUAGAAGUUGAAAUGGAAGCACAAAAAAUAACAGUGAAGGGCUAUGGCUUGGAGGAAAAAAAGGUUCUUAAGGCAAUCAAACGUGCAGGGAAAGCAGCAGAACCAUGGCCAUUUCCGGGGCAUGCUCAUUUUUCCUCAUUUUACAAGUACCCUAGCUACAUUGUUAACCAUUAUUAUGAUGCAUACAAAAGUGAAGCAACCAAUGGGGUCCACACAUUCUUCCACACCCCUGCAGUGUAUUCAGUUGCUGUGGCAUCUGAUGAAGCCUUUGCUUCUCUCUUUAGUGAUGAUAACCCUCAUGCUUGCACUAUAAUGUAAUUAAAUUUAACCAUGUUCAUGUAUACUUUGUUUCAUGGUCACUUUAGGUUUCUGUUUGAAGAGAAGGUGAAGAAGAAAAGUUGAGUGAGGCAUCUUUUCGUAGGGAAUUUAGUGCUUGAGUGUAUUAUCAUGUGCCUCCUUUUAAUAUUCAUUGCGUUGCUUGGCUCCUUUCUUUUCGUAA